Messenger RNA from Tetrapisispora phaffii CBS 4417, 999 nucleotides. RefSeq names its product ribonuclease (gene NUC1). Gene Ontology annotation, cellular component: mitochondrial inner membrane; nucleus. NCBI's taxonomy places the organism in Eukaryota, Fungi, Ascomycota, Saccharomycetes, Saccharomycetales, Saccharomycetaceae. Bases 1 to 999 code for a protein of 332 amino acids. Gene Ontology annotation, biological process: apoptotic DNA fragmentation. The record is from RefSeq and is a predicted model, not a curated record. Gene Ontology annotation, molecular function: metal ion binding; RNA endonuclease activity; single-stranded DNA endonuclease activity. The transcript has a single exon.
AUGAGUUAUAAAAAUAUAUUUACAGGUUUAGCAGGUAUUGGGCUGGGUGGUAGCGCAGCAACAUAUUUUUUUGGCAAUACCAAGGCUAGUACAACCACUCAGGUUGGAAAUGUUCCUGCCGUGAGUACUGGAAAAGGUAAGCCUUCAGGGACCUUUUCAGCUGUUGGUUCUGAUCUCAACCCUGCUGGAUUUUAUAAAUAUGGGUUCCCAGCUCCAAUUCAUGAUCUAGAUACAAAAGAGCAAUACAUCUCUUGUUACAAUAGGCAAACAAGAAAUCCAUAUUGGGUUAUUGAACAUAUAACACCGGACUCAUUAUCCAAAAGGAACUCCGACAGAAAAUACUCAGUAUUUACUGAAAACGAAUUGAUACCAGAAAUGUUUAGAGCUAAGUUGUCAGAUUAUUUUAGAUCUGGAUAUGACCGUGGCCACCAAGUACCUGCUGCUGAUGCCAAAUACUCCCAAAAUGUUAUGAAUGAUACUUUUGUAUUGACUAAUAUCUGCCCUCAAGUAGGCGAAGGGUUUAAUAGGGAUUAUUGGGCUCAUUUUGAAUAUUUUUGUAGAAGUUUAACGAAGGAAUAUUCAAGUGUUCGUAUCAUGACUGGUCCAUUAUAUUUACCAAAAAAGGAUCCUAUUGAUGGUAAGUUCAAGAUUUCUUAUGAAGUUAUUGGUAACCCACCCGCUGUUGCAGUGCCCACCCACUUUUUUAAGUUAAUUGUUGCUGAAACUCCAAUGAAAAAUCCUAAAUCUAGCUCCGUUUCAGUCGCAGCUUUUGUGUUACCUAAUGAUAAAAUUCCUAACGAAACAAAAUUAACUGAUUUCGAAGUCCCAGUGAAUGCUUUGGAAAGAAGUACUGGUUUAGAAUUACUAAAAUUACUUCCAGAAAAUCGUAGGAAGAAAUUAUGUGAAGAAGUUAACUGCCAAAUUGUUGUUAGAGAAUUUAACAAUGCAAAUAACAAUUCAAAGGCACCUUUAGCAUUACCUCCUCCAAAGACCAAUUAA